Messenger RNA from Nezara viridula (southern green stink bug), 528 nucleotides. Lineage: Eukaryota; Metazoa; Arthropoda; Insecta; Hemiptera; Pentatomidae. The record is from the annotation of a GenBank genome assembly.
AUGGCAUGCACUAUCACGGCAUGUCAGGCCAUUUUCCAUGGAAAAUGUCUAAACGCGGACGAGAGUGAGUUCGAAGCACUGAGGGCAUUACGAAAACAUUGGGUAUGCCCGAAAUGUGAAAAGGCUCGGAAAAAUAUCAAACCGACAGACAAGUGCCUUAGCCCGCCAAGAUCGGCGCCACAACAACAAACUGUCGACAGCACGUCACAGCUGUUACUUGCUGCCAUUAAAAGUCUAACAGAAGAGGUCAAGGGAUUAAAAUUCUCCCUCGAUGCCAAUGCUAACGAGCUUACUCUAAUGCUGCUCAAAGAUAUGAAAGCUAACCCAGCCAUCCAAAAUUAUGCAGGAGCUACCCCUUACGGUGUGUCGCGUGGUCGUACAGGUAUCAUCAUGGCACUUUUAGCUUAUGGUGCUUCUCCAGAAAUCGAUGAUGAAUCAGAAGAUGAAGACGAUGAUGAAUCAGAUGAUUUCCAAAUUUACGGGUUUAAGGAUCUUCAUAUCAAUGGAGUUGUGAAUGCUACUGCUUAG